ACGUCAGUAGAGCUUUGGCAUAACAACAGCCCGUCUCCAGUUGUUUCCUGUUAGCUUUAGCAUCUGCAACGUAGCUGCUGAUAAAUUUAACGUGUAAUAUGUUUAUAUAAUAUUUCGUGUUUGGUGGUGGUUAAUGUUAACGGUAUUUUGGCGUUAGAAUCCACUUCAGGCAGAGAUAACUGAGCUGCCAACGCGCCGUUAGCUGUCAGGCUGCUAGUUAGCUGUAGCUAACAUCGGCGAUCUAGCAGAAGAAGAUGGGGUCCAUCCUGAGCCGCAGAAUCGCUGGUGUGGAGGAUAUCGAUAUCCAGGCUAACUCGGCCUAUCGUUUCCCACCAAAAUCUGGGAAUUAUUUUGCAAGCCACUUUUUCAUGGGAGGAGAGAAAUUCGACACACCACAUCCAGAGGGAUAUCUGUUUGGUGAAAACAUGGACCUGAAUUUUCUUGGAAAUAGGCCUGUGCAGUUUCCUUAUGUGACACCUGCACCCCAUGAGCCUGUGAAAACUCUGAGGAGUCUGGUCAACAUCAGAAAGGACUCUCUGCGUCUGGUCAGAUACAAAGAUGACUCUGACACAGUGGGUGAAGACGGUGGAAAACCCAAGGUUCAGUACGGAGUGGAGUUCACCUUUGACGCUGAUGCACGGGUGGCUAUUACUCUCUACUGUCAGGCAUUUGAAGAAUUCUCCAACGGGAUGGCAGUGUACAGCCCAAAAAACCCAUCAAUGGUUUCUGAAACCGUGCACUAUAAACGAGGGGUGAGCCAGCAGUUCUCCAUGCCGUCUUUCAAAAUUGAUUUCAGCGAGUGGAAAGAGGAGGAUCUAAACUUUGACCUGGACCGAGGAGUGUUUCCCAUGGUGAUCCAGGCUGUGGUUGAUGAAGGGGAUGAUUGCCUUGGACAUGCUCACGUGCUUUUGGCAGCCUUUGAAAGACACGUCGAUGGUAGUUUCUCAGUCAAGCCUCUGAAGCAGAAACAAAUCGUGGACCGUGUUAGCUACCUUCUCCAGGAGAUCUACGGGAUUGAGAACAAAAACAACCAAGAAACCAAGCCAUCAGACGAUGAGAACAGCGACAACAGCAACGAGUGUGUUGUGUGUCUGUCUGACCUGCGAGACACUCUCAUCUUGCCCUGCAGGCAUCUGUGUCUGUGCAACUCCUGCGCAGACACUCUGCGUUACCAGGCCAACAACUGCCCUAUCUGCAGGCUGCCUUUCAGAGCCUUGCUGCAAAUCAGAGCAGUGAGGAAAAAGCCUGGUGCUCUCUCCCCUGUGUCCUUCAGCCCUGUUCUGGCUCAGACCAUGGACCAUGAUGAGCACUCAAGCACAGACUCGGUCCCUCCUGGCUUUGAGCCUAUCUCACUGUUAGAGGCUCUGAACGGUCUGCGGUCAGUGUCUCCUGCCAUCCCAUCUGCCCCCCUCUAUGAUGAAAUCAACUUCUCAGGGGGUAUGGGAGGUGACAGUCGACAGCUGAGCUCCCCUGAGCAUUUAAGUGAUGGGAGUCUGCAGAAAAGCAAAGUCAGCAAGUCACCUGACAGCACCCUCAGGUCUCCAUCCUCCCCUAUCCAGGAGGAAGAUGAGGAGAAGCUGUCUGAGAUGUCUGAUGCUCAGCCACACACACUGCUGUCCAGCAGCCCUGCCCCCACAGAUGCCACAGCAACUGAGGAUGCAGCUGAAUCCCUGUCUCCAGAUGAUGAGGACAGGACACCUUCCAGAGCAGACAUCCUUCAGGACUGUAGCAGUGAGCACAGCAGCUUGACCAAAACAGAGAGUGACCCAGCGGGCGACUUGUCUCUUCCAGGGUCAUCUGAGUCGACAGAAAGCCUGAAGAGUCAGAGCACAAACUGCUCCAGCCAGCCUCUCCUGUGUCCCACAAGCAGCCUUCAUCUGGAGGACGAGCACCUCAACCCCUGACUCUGAUUCAAGCAUUUACCCCUUCACUGAUCAGAACAGAUUUUUGCUUUAAAAAGAUCAUUAAGACUCUUCCUUUUCCCCUCAACCCUUUCCUCCAUGUGUGAUCAGAGCUGAUGACCCUGAAAGCAAACCCUCCAGGAUGAGGGAGGACUGUUUAUUUCAUCUAUGCCUUUGACAUUAGAAAAGAAAUUUGACUAAUACAGCUAAUGUUGUGGGGAAAAGUUGGUUCCCUCAGCUCUGAAACAUUUCAGUCAUUGUCAGAUGGUGGUAAGUCAUGUGUGUAGGCCAGAGUAGUCAUGUAGUUAUGAUGUGGAUCCAGAGAUAUUUCACUACCGCUCAUGGUGGUGCGUUUAAGCACACUUAAGAGAAAUUGUAUCAGUUGCUUGACACUAAAUUCAGAAGAGUUUGUAAACUAAGUUUUGUUGUUUAGAUAUCGUAUUGAUCAGUGACAUACAUUAUUAACUUUUAACAUGUUGAUUUUCCAGCUGAUUUGGAUUAUGAAGAGAAAUCUUAAAACAUAUUACUUAAAUGUCUGUGUGUUUGUUUGAAGUGAUUUUGCACUCCAACAAAGUCAUUAAUAAUUCAUUCCUUAUAACAAGAGUUUAUAAGAGAUUAGUUUAAGUUGUAUAAUCUCAAAUAUCUACAUGUCUGUUUUUUUAUUCUUUCAAAUGUGUGAUAUCUAUGUAUCAUAACUACUAGAAUCCUGUGUAGUUAGCUCCAAAUCAUAUUCUAUAUUACUUAUGAUAAAAUCUGAUAAUGAAGUAAUAAUCAAGAACAAUGCACAUUAUUUAAGACUCAAAUCUAUAUCUGCGACACAUUUACAUCCUAACAGCUGAAUUCAAAGAUAGCUAAAGCCUGCAACAAGCAUAAAUGCUCCAGCUACAUAUACACUGACACAGUGUGCUUGUCGUAGAUGUGGCAGAUCUCUGUACAGUCUUUUCGUGGCAAUGCCAGUGUCUGCUUAUGUGAUGUAGCUGCAAAAAAAGGGGGUCAGGUGUUUGUAUUUCUUACCUUGGUCCUGUAUGUGUAGCGCCAUGCAUAUAGAUCUUUGUGCCUUGACUUGAUAUGGCUGCCUGCUUGUUGCAUUGGACAUUAGUGUUCUGAUAAAUGCUACAAUACACAACGGUUUCCAGUCUGUAGACAGGAUUUUUCAUGCUGAUGUACAGAGCCUUUUUUUCUAUCGCAUUCUUCAUGCUACUGGGAAAAAUGUAUAUUAUUGUUUUUGCAAUAUUAAAUUUAAUUGUUUAUUUACUAUGCCAUGGUCAUGUAUCAAAUAUGCAUUGAAUCUUUGUAUUUAGGUUGUUUGAUAGGAAGGAACACAUCCAAUGCACUCAAUGCAGACGCUGCAUUUCAAUAAUUGGGCUAGCAUUUGCAUGUGAAUUUGUAGAAGUUUGAAACUUCCAUUGCUUUUUAGUGAAAUGCUUAUUUUGUCUUUUCCCCUUUCCUCUUCGGUGCCAUUUCAACUCAACACUGUGCCUUCCUGUUCCUGUUCUGACCACGAUUGACCUGGUAUCCAGGAUCACUCCACAGUAGGUGGUUUGUGGCUCUCUGUAAAAUCAGUACCUGUCUAUCCUCGUGUGUAUAGCAGCAUGUGAAUAACAAUAAAGAACAAUGAUUCAGUU
This is a messenger RNA of Cheilinus undulatus (humphead wrasse), 3526 nucleotides long. RefSeq names its product mahogunin, ring finger 1b (gene mgrn1b). NCBI's taxonomy places the organism in Eukaryota, Metazoa, Chordata, Actinopteri, Labriformes, Labridae. Gene Ontology annotation, cellular component: plasma membrane; nucleus; cytoplasm. The transcript has 16 exons. Gene Ontology annotation, biological process: protein ubiquitination; endosome to lysosome transport; negative regulation of G protein-coupled receptor signaling pathway. The record is from RefSeq and is a predicted model, not a curated record. Gene Ontology annotation, molecular function: ubiquitin protein ligase activity. The coding region runs from base 255 to 1904 and encodes 549 amino acids.